Molecule: messenger RNA, 1033 nt
Organism: Erigeron canadensis
Lineage: Eukaryota; Viridiplantae; Streptophyta; Magnoliopsida; Asterales; Asteraceae
Product: zinc finger protein ZAT3-like
Exons: 1
Coding region: 1-1014 (337 amino acids)
Source: RefSeq, a predicted model, not a curated record
AUGGGUGGUAAUAUAAUAACUCCAACAUCAUCAUCUGAUAUGCAAAUUUGUCCUGUUUCCCCUGACCCACAUGAUAUUUUCAGGCCAACACUUGACAAUUCUGAUGUCUCUGCCGGAAAUAUUCAGCCUAUUUCUACUAUAAGGCCUCAUCAACAGAACCCGCGUAAGAAACGAACCAAAACGGUCAGGGUGCAUAACAACAAGGCCAUUGUUAAUGUUGGUGUAGGUUCUGGGCCUUCUGGUAGUCAUUCGGGUGUGAUCACGAAAAAGAAGCCCGACCCGAGCGCUCCAAAGAUUACUCGUCCGUGUACUGAAUGUGGAAAGACUUUUUGGUCAUGGAAGGCGUUGUUUGGGCAUAUGCGAUGUCACCCUGAGAGACCGUGGCGUGGGAUCAACCCGCCGCCUAAUCUUCAAAGGAUGCGGCAUGAUGGUUUGGAUGCCCGUGUGGCGACAGAGGACGAUGAGUACGUGGCGGCAUGCUUACUAAUGUUGGCCAAGUCACCAACAAGUAUUCAUGCAUCCACUAGUUAUAAACAACAACAGAACUCGGGUUCACAAGACAUAUUAGGGACACAAGUUAGUCAUGACCCUGAAGCCCGGUUUGAAUGUUCAAGUUGUAAAAAAGUUUUCGGGUCACACCAAGCAUUGGGUGGGCAUAGGGCAAGUCACAAGAAUGUGAAGGGAUGUUUUGCAAUAACACGAAACGAUGGUGCAUCAACCGAAGAACUUGAAGAAGGGGAGUUUGUGGGUCAUAAUUAUGAUAAUCGGAAUGUUGAAGUUUCGGGCAGCAAUCAGCAACACAAAUGCAGCAUUUGUUUGAAAAUAUUUUCAAGUGGACAGGCACUUGGUGGACACAAAAGGUGUCACUGGGAGAAAGAAGAUGGCAAUUGCGCAACUGGAUCAAUAUCACAAGCGCAUCCGCCACCGUUUAGGUUUGAUUUAAACUUGCCUGCAUCUAUACAAGAUGAUUCCACCUGUUCAAGUGCAGAUUUGGAUUUAAGAUUAGGGCUGUGAUGUCUUAGAUAGCAUUAUA